This is a messenger RNA of Wasmannia auropunctata (little fire ant), 1306 nucleotides long. RefSeq lists its product as uncharacterized. NCBI's taxonomy places the organism in Eukaryota, Metazoa, Arthropoda, Insecta, Hymenoptera, Formicidae. The transcript is spliced from 5 exons. The coding region runs from base 1 to 429 and encodes 142 amino acids. The record is from RefSeq and is a predicted model, not a curated record.
AUGCACCCAAUAAACUUCCGAUGGUUCUUUUGUUGUAUAUAUGUCCCGGCUCUUAUUAGAAAAGAUGUAGACACAGAUAAUAUCGAAGGUUCUCUUACUGCACUUAUUCCAGUUGUUAUUGGAAAACAAGUCGGCUCAGGAACUUUACCAAAGUCUCUGGAUCUUUCUCCGUCUUGCCACCCCGGCCUACCCGGAUACAAUCUUAUCAACAAAAAAGGUGGAAGAAAAGAAGUACUAGAUUGGGCAAUAGAUUUGGAAAAUAUAAGCAUGAUUUCAGCUUGGAUGCGAUUUCUUUACAGGGUCUUGACUCUGCGAAAUCGUAAGGUUCCAUUUAAACGGAUUAUCCUUCAUUACUCAAAAGAAUCUCAAAAGACCUGCUUAACGCGUCUACAUGGGCCAUCCGAGAAUCUGGGCGAUGCACCACUUUAAAAUCAAAGUUUGGGAGUUCGAGACUCCACCGAGUUAUAUGCCGCAAAAAUUAUUGAAACUAUUACUGUAAGAAUAGUUAGUAAAAAAUCAGGUCGCGUUUAUAAUUUAAAAUUUACGGAUUACUUUAAAACAUAAAUUUUAUAUUUUUUGUUAAUUGCUGAAUUUUUUAAUAUUUAUAUUAUGACAAUUUCUUACAUCUGUGUAAAUACAAUAUACGCAAAACAUGCAAUGCGUGAUUUUUUUUAUCUGCUGCCGAUGAAAGAAAUAUUAAAUAUUGCGAUGUUACAUACUUAUCAAAAUAUGACGCACGCGGUUGAUAAAAAAUUAUUAUCACAUUUAUUUGCAUAUAUUUUUGAAACUACUGCGUGUCUCAUGAUGCUUCAUAUAUUUUAUUAUAACUAUAACAAAAUAGAAAGUUUUACAUUUUCUAUUUUAAGCUAUCGAUAUACUUUAUCAUCAAUAUUUACCAACAAGUUUUCCUAUAAAUUAGUCAGACGAAAUCGAAUGUGUCAGUAGAUGAUUAUAUAGCAAGUACAUUAUACGCAAGAAAUCGAAAAUGAAAGCUGUAAUUUUAAUAUUUGUUAUAAUUGCGAUUGUUGUUGCAGUUAUUCCGGCUAUUAAUGGAGAACCUGAUCCUGAUCAAUCAUUUCCUUUGAGUAAACUAAAAGAAUGGAUCAAGAGUUCAGUGCAAAAAUUAGAAGAAGAAGGUAUAUAACGAACAUGGAAAAUCAUAAUCGAAAUCUUGAGAAAAAUAUACCUCGCUGAUGUCUGCUAACGUCUGAUAUAACUGUCGGCAUAUAUUCUUAUGAAUAACCUAUAGAAUAUAUUGUAGAAUAACCUAUUUGUGAAUUUUAAAUAAAUGCAAUAACAAAUUAAA